UCAAACAGCAACACAUCCUAAAAUGAAACUGAUUUGACUUUUGGAUAUGUGGACCUGCUCUCCAAUUCACAUUCAUCCAUUGCACCAUUUAGUCUGCAGGCUGACAUGGUUUUAGAUGUUCUUAUCAUUUCUGAGGAUUAUUCAAGUUAGCAAAAGCCUAACAAGCCAGUUGGAAAAUCAGUGGUAUAGAAGUUCCCUCUCUGAAAUACACUGGCAUCAUCACCACCUCCUAAGACGUUCCUCCUCUUCUCUCCCUUGUAACAUUUUACCAUUGGUGGCAAAAUUCUGGGCUCAGUUGGCUACGCUGGGGUCACCAUUGCAGACGGAUGUGGCCUAGCUUGGACCACUGGUCUUCAGGAGGCAGAGAGGAAAUCCUGCGCUGCCUCUGACACAAGUGAGGAGGAAGCCUCUGGUUUCUCUUUGCACCAACCCUGCUGACGUUGCCAGCCAUGCUGAACUGUUUGCCGAAAACCCAGCGGCGGACAAGCUGAGCUUCAGGUGCUGCAAACCUGCAGGGGAACACCAGGGAAAUCUCCGCAGACUUCUACCAAUCAUUUUUCCAGAAUUCCCAGGAUUUUGUUUCUUCGAAUGCAAUGACUCAGCAGCUACAGGAUGAAUUUGACAGUAGCGUGGAGAAUGCAGAAGCUUGGAUGAAGGCCAUCCAAGAGAGACUGAGGAUCAAUGACAACACCAAGGGACCUCGAUCUGCCCUAGAAGCCAGACUAAGAGAGACAGAGAAAAUAUGUGCUCUGGAACCAGAAGGCAGCUUGAAAAUGGACUUGAUUCUUGUGAAGGCAGAUGCUGCUCUUCGUAGCAUCAGUGAGGAUAAGAAGCGCGAAGUAUUAUCUAAAUUGAGACACAUUAAAGCCUUGUGGGAAGAGACAGCCAUAUACAUCACUCACUGUCACAGCCGCAUUGAAUGGGUCUGGCUGCACUGGAGUGAGUACCUGAAAGCCCAGGAUGAGUUUUACGCAUGGAUUCACAACAUGAGGGUGACCUUGGAGCCUGACAUUGAGUUGCAGCUUGGCUUAAAGGAGAAGCAGUGGCAGCUGAGCCACGCUCAGGUUCUGCUGAAUGAUGUCUUAAAUCAGUCGGUCUUGCUGGAAAGGCUGCUGGAAGAAGCUGCUUCCUUGUUCAACAGGAUAGGUGAUCCCAGCGUUGAUGAGGAUGUUCAGAAGAAAAUGAGGGUGGAAUAUGAAGGAAUCAGGGAAGAAGCUCAGAGCAGAGUGAAACUGCUUGAAAAGAUAACCAACGAGCACGAGCGGUACAGCGCUAACGUCAACCAGUUUCAAUCGUGGCUGAAUGGUGUGACAGAAAGAUUAAACUCCUGCAUUGGGGAAGCAACCAAGUCUUCAGCAGAGGACAAGCUAAAGGCACUGAAGGAAAUUACCAAAGCCAUCAAGAGUGGUGGGAAGAAAUGGAAGCACCUUGAAAAUCAAUGUGUAGAGGUGAUUCAGAAUACCUCCCCAUUGGGAGCUGAGAGAAUGAAGGAUGAACUCGAAGAGCUGAAAAAAGCCUUGGAGAAGUUGAAACUGCUGAGCAGUGAGGAGGAGGAAAGAUUGCUCAAGAUCCAACAGUCAGAAAGUGCCUACAAGUCCCAAGCCAGACAAUUAGAAGCAGAUAUCCAGGAAUUCAAAAAAGACCUACAGAAACUAGAAAAUGACCUGAACACUGGGGAAAGGGAAAAGACUGAAGAUGAGUUUGUAGCUCAGUGGAGAAAAUGCAAUGCAACAAGAGCAGUUCUGGCUGCAGAAGAGUCAACGAUUGAGAGGCUGAAGGCUCAGCUUAAGGAUCUGCUACAGUUUUCCCAAGAUGUGCAGCCACACGCUGAGAGUGUUGUCUCUGCCAUACGGGACUAUCAAAGUGUUAGAGGGAAGACAUCUAAAAUGAGUACCGACACGGAAACUCAACUGAGGAAACUUUUCCAAAAUCCCCUGCAAGAUUUUGAACAAUGGAAGCCUUCCAUCCAGAUGCUCCUGGAGUCUCCAGAGCCGUUGCUGGCUCAGAUUGAGGUUGCUCUAGCUGAAAGCUCCCAGUUCAAAGAAAAGUUGAUGACAUUACAGCUGAAGAAAGAUUUGCUAAACAAUAUCCUUGGUGAGGAAAAAGCUAAAUCUUUCCUAGCAGAAGUAGCUGAAGCUUCGAAGGAGAGAGAAAUACUACACAAAAGUCUGUUACAAACCAAAAGCAAACUCCAGAAUUUGAUAUCGCAACAUAAGGACUUCGACGCUGGUUUUGCACCAUUGCAGAAGAAAUUAUCUGCCAUCAAAGCCAAAUUAGAUCUGGAGAAUGAACCACAGACAAACCUCUUGGGUAAAAAGACACAACUCCAGAGACUCCAGAUGAUCCAAGAUGACUUGGCAGAGCUUGCAAUUCAAAUGGAAGAGGUAGAGAAGCUGGUUCAGUCAAACACAACACACAGGCAUGAAAUGAAUCAACUUUUAUCUGAUGCUCAGGCCCUGAAGAGAUCACUGGAGAUGAUGAUCCAGCAGACUGAAGAGCAUGUUCAGAAGCACUGGGCAUUUAAUGACAAACUCUCUGACCUCGAGCAGUGGAUCACAGCAACCACAGAGAAGAUCGGCUCCUACCAAGGUGCUGAUGGAAAGCAGAUCACUGAGAGCAGGAUGGCAGACCUCGAGAGAUGGCUAGCAGAGUUACCAGAUAAGGAGAUCCAGCUGCACCUUGUAGAAGCUCAUGGCCAGCUGGUCAUGGAGAAUUCUUCCCCAGAGGAGACUGCCUAUGUCCAGGCUGAGCUGGAUCAGCUGAAGGAGUCUUGGAGAUCACUGAAAGAAAUGGCAACUGGUCUUCUCAAAAGGUGGCGGUUAAAUAGACCAGUGGCUGAUAAGAAGAAGAAGAAAAUAGCAUUUGUGGACAGCAGACACAUCUCUGGACCUGCAUUCCAUCUUUUAGAUCCCAACCAUAAGCAGGAGAGGAUAAGAGAAGGACAAAAUACAAGUAGCCACCUUAAGCUCCUACAUGACUUUGAAGAGUGGUUACAAGGAGAAAAUGCCAAACUGUCCAAAAUUCUUUCUACGACUUCAUCUUCCACAGAGAAAAUCAAGGCACGCCAUAACAAACUGGAGGAACUGCAGGCUCGUGUGCCUGAUGGUCAGCGUCGCUUUGAGGACCUUCUUCAUCUUCAUCCUGCCAUUGGCGACUCUGAAGGUCUGGAGGACCUGCGUUACCGAUGGAUGCUUUACAAAUCUCAACUGAAAGAGUACAUGAGUUUGCCGAGUAUGAGAUCUUCAGAAGAACCAGACAGAUCCAGAAAGAAGCGUUCUGGAGUGUGCUCCUUCCUGCAUCGAGUGUGCUGGGCAGCACUGCCACUGCAACUGCUCCUCCUAUUCCUUCUGCUCCUGGCCUUCCUCCUGCCCCUGGUAGAGGACACCCACAGCUGCACGCUGGCCAACAACUUUGCUCGGUCCUUCAACCUGAUGCUGAGAUAUGAGGGCCCACCUCCAACCUAACUUCUUGGCAUGGCAAGAGGUGACUCAGAAAUACAGACUCUUUUUCUUUUUCUUUUUUUUCCUUUUUUAUUUUUUUCCUUUUUUUUCUUUUUUUUUUUUUUUUAACAACUGCAAGUAUUGUAGACUUUAGGGCUUGUAAUAGGGCCAUCUUAUCAACUGGGUAUAUCACAUAAAUGCAGCAUAAGAUUAGUCCACAUUAAUCAAGUAUUUGAGCAAAAAUAAUAUUUUUACAAUAUUUUGUUAUAAUAUUUAUAAAGUGUAUAUAGAGAUUAUGUAUAUGUGUGUAUAUAUAUAUAUAAAGUAUAUAUAAAUGCAUAUCUGUGGUCAAACUAACAUCUCCAUCCACUCAUCCACUGUUUGGGGAUAAUCCUGCAAUGUUUAUACCAUUUUUCAGCAAGGAACACUGAAUGGUGGUGUUGUUUUGUUUUUUGUUUUUUUUUUUUUAAAUCAGAUUUUUGAUGUUUGCAACCAAAGUCAGCAAGUAUGCAAAGAUGCGAACAUGCACCAGAGUGUGAAUCGGGGAGCAGGUAGAACAGAAUUGUGUUGGAAUGCAGUGGUUGAUAUUCAGCCUGAGGAAAACUGGGACAAUUCUAUUUAAAAUCUUGAACUAUUUUUUCAGUAUCUGGAUGCAGGUAUUGCAGAAGGUAAUGGAAAAUUUUCCUCUGACUUAAAUAGAAGUGGGGGUGGGCCUUCUCCUGUUCUCUUUUUUUUUUUUUUUUACCAGAUUUCUUUUCCAAUUACUGUGUUCUCCAGCCCACCUGAAUUAGGAGAGGUAGAAUACAGCAGGAGGAAAGCUGGAAAAAAAAAUAAAGACUUUUUUUUGUUACAUCUAUAUAGAGAACUUGUUAAAUCAGGUCAUAAUUUUCUGAACAAAUUUGUGAGCACUGAACAAAACCUUAUAUCAGUGAUUUUGUCUUUAAAAAAGCAGUGCAGAUUUUAUUGUUAAUAUUAUUAUUAUUAUUAUUAUAACUUUAUAAAGAGUCAUUUGGGAAUGGAUUAUAAAGCCUGAACAGUGGGAUACAACUUGCCUCAAUGUCAGCAUUGCAAAAGUCAGAACUACUUUAAUAAUACCUCCCUGAAAACAAAUCUCUUUCAUAGUCUAUUUUUAUGUUAAUGUGUUAAUGUUUUGCUGUGAUGUGAACUGACUGUAUCAAAGGCAGGCAAGCAUGGAUUUCUAUAUAGGCUGAACGCCAAGAUAAUAACAACUUAUCAUUUAUUUACCUAGGUUUAUGCCUGAUUUAUCAAAUUUCUGAAUGUACAUUUUAACAUUGCCUUUUAAUGUAAAACCUCAGCUUUACUGUGAUGAAACCAUUCUUGGUGGUGUUUUACCUAAUUGAUUCCUGAAAGGAAAGGUAAUUUCUAAAAUUUUGUGCCAUUUCUGAGAGCAACACCUUUUUUUCCCUUCAUUUUAGCUUCAGUAAUAGGGGGGGGGGAGGGGACACGACACUGACAGAAGAAACAGUUAUUUUUCCCAUCCUGGCUUUGGUGCAGAAGUUUGCCUUGUCUGUACCAGCGUGUGGUACUUGGUGUUUCCCAAAUACGUUCCAAAAUAAUAUUAAAUCUGUUGCACAGGUAAAUUAUUUAGUAGCUGAGAAAUUGGAGGAGGAAGUCAUUUUUCUUUAACAAACCCAUGAAUGUUUUGUUAAAUAAAAAUAACUCGAGUAGAAUAGGAAGGCAGAGCAGCAAGGAGCUCAUUAUGGGCACAGAGUGAAGGGGAACAAGCGAACGUCGAAGAAGAGUAGAGAGAGAAGAGAGGGGUCCAACAACUUAUAAAGCCUAAGAAAGGAACUCUCUUGAAUAACAGAAAGGACAAGAAUACAGUCUCUAAAGAGGAAACAUUUCUGAAUCUUUUUGAUUCCCUCUCCCUGCUCAAGUAUUGAUACUAUUGCAUAUUAAACACCCUUUCUUUAGUAAGAUUUAAAAUGGGGCAAGUAACAGGGACUCUGCCAGCGUUCUGAGGAGGCUCUUUUGCCAUCAGCACUCUUGCACUGUCUUCCUAGUAAUGCUUCCAACUAACCUGGUUUUGCUAGAGUUACAUAAAAACAUCAGAUUUCUUGAAAAAAAAAAAAAAGUGAAAAUGAGGAUGUGAAAGAGAGCAAAGGAUAGCAGGGAAGGCAAAGGUAUUCAGGUAGAGGGCAAGGAGAGUGUGAGGAGGAUCUGAACGGAAGCAAAUUAAAGCCUGAGUGUCAGGAGGCAGCAGAAGAGAGUAAGAGAGCAGGCAGGGGGGAGGAACAGAGAGGUGGGGGGAAAGGCUGUAUGCUGAGAGAUAACUAAAGAUAUUCACAGCUAAACCAGAAGUGAGGGAAGAUAGGGCCUGUCACUUCUUUCAUGGAGGAGCCAGAUGGAGAGGAGCUAUAAUUCAUCAGAGAGCAGAGCAAAUGAAUUCCUUCUUUGCAACUGUUCUUUCUGGAGGCAGAGGACAUGCCUCCUCCACUCCCCCGAUUAGCUGCUCAGGAGCCAUGCACAGUCCCGCAACGCUUCUCUAAGCAUUGCUGCCAGCCCCAGGGGAAGAACCCGGUGGCUGUGCAGCAAGAAGCUAAUCAUCAUCAGGCACAGCUCCAUUUCUAAUGAAAUGCUCCAGUGGAAAAGAAGUGUGGGGGAAGAGGGGCAGUGACAAAACCUGCUGUAUGGGGUUGUGUAUACGUGUGCUUGUGCACGCACUUUUCUCUGGUGUAGCUAUGUUGCACUUCUCUGAGUUUUGUUGAGCCUCUCCAUGUGAUGAAAAUAUAUGCCAGCAAAAAAAGAAAUUUAAAAUAAUGAGUAAAAAUAUAGCCACAAGAGAAAAUCAGAAGGGGCAUACACAAGUUUCUACUGUGAAAGCACAUAAUCUCACAUCAGAUUUCUUUCUGCCCAGCCUUUCUAAUCUGGAUGAUUUUUAUGGAAGCAUGCAACUGGAUAAAAAAAAAAGUUACGCAAAGGACCAUAACAGAAAACUGCAUCAUCACCUUGAUGUUUCAGUGUUGUGGCAGGAUUUAAAGAAAAAAAAAAAAGAGAGAGAGAGAAACACUUUUGUGCUGCUGGGUUACAUUCAUUUUCUUCUUUAAAUCCUGUUAUCUUGCAAUUUUUAGCUUUAAAUCACAGCAAAUCUAUUCUCUUUAACUUGUGUUAUCUGAGUAUUUCACUUAAGUGAUGAAUCUUUCUAUAUUUUUGCAAUGGAAACCACUUAAAGCACAAGACUGUGAUUUCCAUCUCACUUAGAACAAUUUCACUGCUUUUUAUUGACCUUACCUGUCCAAUGAGAUGAAAAUUUUUCUAAGGAAUUUUACUCCCUUUAUUUUUCUAAGGAAUUUUAGAAAUAGCAAAAGUAAGCUUGAAAUGUAAGUCCAAAGUUUACUUUCUUUUUUAUUCUCUAACUUUUCUUCUGAAAAGUUUAAGAUACUGAUAGCUGGAGGUGUGCAUAACUAUUUAUUAAGUCAGUAGUGGGAACAAUGAAAACAAAAUGCUCAGUUCAAUUUCCAGGAAACAGAGCAAAGGCCAGAUUGCUCGAAACACAAAAGAAAUAUUACUGUUUCUAAAUCAGUCCUUAAAAUCUUGAGCACUGUUCAUGUCUGAAUCAUUGAUCACAGAUGAUUUGGGGGUUAUAUCCUCACUUUAGUGCCUAUAAAAUGCUCAUGCACCUCUGACAUGUAUUUAACUGAGAUGUUUUGUAGCUCAGCUUCAGACUGGGGCUGCUGUCUUAAAACAUCCCUUGCCAAAAACCUGGGAUGUGCAAAACAGAUAAGUGUCUACACCUGAGUGCUUACACUACUUUAAUGCAGAUCCAGCCACUGUUGGAGAGUGUGAAAGCCAUAUAAAAUAGAUUGAAAAUGAUUGAGCUUGUAAAUUGUUUGUGCAUCUGGCUCAGGCCAUGUAGCCUACACUGCAUGUAGAUACACAGCCUGUUCUCAGAGCAGAGUUCUUGUGCUUCUGUCCAAGCUCUCUUGCCUGCCCUAUUGGACCCAGUAGGUGAUUAACCACAUUAAUGACCCAUCAGUGCUGAAGGCAAAAUCCUACAGUCCGGUGCCAAAGCAUUAAAGUAAGAAUUCUGCACAGCCCCUAGGGCAUACUUCAAACCCAGCCUUCGGAGUGAAAGCAAGCCUAAUUUAUAAAUUGUAAUUGAUUUUGUAGCCAGAUGCUUUCAACAGAAUUUUCCAUGACUGCAAUGCAGUGAAGUAGAAAAUUGCUAUUGUGCCACAUGUCUCUGAUUUCAACUAGCAAUUUAGAUUAUAUUAAAUAUUAUUCAUAUAUGCCCUCUCCAGAAAUCUUUUUGUGAAAAGUGUUCAGUUCUAUAUGCAUAUAAAAAUCAUCACAUCAGUUAGCACAGAAUCUGCAGAGUGAUAAUCAUUUCAACCGAGUACCAGCUUAUUUGCCCUGACUGAGAUAUUAACUGAGAUAUUAACGUAGUUAAUAAAAACAGCUAAUGAUCACUGGAUACUCUUAGAAUUUCUAUUUCUCCAUAGUCUUCUUCACUGGGAGUCAAAGACCUCAGAAAGAACAAAUGUCUCCAAAAAAAUGGCCACCACCAAAUGUGCGUAUGGUAGCCUCUGCAUGUCAGCAGAAGGUUACAGACUGAAACUGAUUUAUUAUCCACCCUAGUACACAGUAUUUUGACUUUCAAGAAAUAUUAUAAAUAUCCCAACAAAUAUAUCUUUGCCAGGCAUCACAGCUGUCUCCCAGGUCAUAGGUUAUGUACCCAGCUGGCUGUAAAAGCUGCUUUUGGAGUCUUUCCUGUCCAUUGGACAGUAUCAUUUGCUAUAGUGCAGCUGAAAACACUUUUACUCAAUGAACUAUAUCAGCUUCUUCCAGAGUCGCUGGGGGCUGGCAAGGAUAUUCUUAGUAGUGCUCAGAUCAUUGACCUGUUCUGAGCCAUUACAAGUUUAUUGCAUCAAUCUAGCUGUCAGUGCUUAGCAACUCUCAGAAGCCAGUUUAUUAAAAUACUAAAGAUAAUAUUGUUGGUAGAGACAUCAUGAUUCAUUCAGAAACCAAUCUUAUUAUUUUUGCCAUUUUUAAACUCAAUUAUAAAUGGGCUAUACUGGGUUCAGAUCAGAUUAGUCAUAGAUAUUGGGUAACUGUGUAGAAGGUUUUAGUCACUUUUUGACUGGCAGAAGUAUGUAUAAAAAUUAGGGGUUCAUUUUGCAUUUCCUCAAUGGUAAAAUGCAACAAAGCUGAGAUGCUUGAAUACAGCUUCUUCAAAGAAAAAAAUAUAUAUAUAUAUAGCUUGAAUAUACCUUUUUCAAAAAAAAAAUAUAUAUAUAAAACAUACAGUCAUACUGUAUAUAUAUAAAGCAUACAGUCAAACUGUCACACAGUUAUUUUUUCUAAUUAUUUUCUAAUUUGUCUAUCCAAUCUGAAAUACGAAUGCAUCUAACAGAUAUCAGUAGAUCUGGAAAGAAAGUGAAAAUAUGUCAGGAAUAUACCAAGUCGAGCAGCAGCCUGAAUGGCACCUCUGUUACCUAUCCUACUUCAGCAAGUGCCAGAUGUGAGCUGGUUGUAUCCGUGAGCCAUCCCCCCUCCUCCUGUCAAACCGUGGGUGAGGUGAACCUGCUGUGUUGAAGGUACAAAAUCCUGAUGGCAGCAGCAGGAGACAUCAAGCCUUCAAAAGGCAACCUGUUAUCUCAGUGCAAGAAGCAAACAGGUGGGAUUGGCGUAAUGAGAGCAAACCCUGACUAAUGACACAGGAACAAAGGUUUGCCAGCCUGCUCUGCCAGACAAAAUUGUGACUGGCCAUCAGCAUUGUCCUGCUUCACCUCACUGACUGUGGAGGAGGCUUCCUUCAGGGCAUCACUCUAGCUGAGAUCUGAGCCUUGGGGGUGCUUCUUUCUCCUCACCAAAUACAGAAGGAACUGCUAAUUCAAAUGCCUCAGUGACAGAUUAAUUGUAGGUGGUAGGCGCUGAUGUGCCAGGAAAAGACACAGGAAAUGCUAUUGUGGAGAGAAAGAUAAUGAGGGUCUCUGUUUGGUCCUUGGGAAUUAGAGGUUCGUUAUAGAACUGAGGUAGGCAAGUUUUUUUGUUCCUUUCCAAGUAAAUGCAAGGUGUGGCCUUCAGUCUUCUGGGUUUGGGGAUGAGCCUAGUCGAUGCCUUAUUGAAUACCAGGGGCUUUCUGGCUCCCAAGCCAUCAGGGCAAUGAGUUCCACAUCCUUCCUGCCAGGUGAAAAAAGUAUCCCACUGAAUUUGGUUUCAAAUUGGUGGAGGUUGCUUGAUUUUCCUUCUCUGGCCCCAGUGUGUCAAAUCCGACGAAAGAGACAGACGAGUGUUACCCCCUCCAGACCAUUUGUCAUCUUCCCUUCUUUUAUCAUGUCUUCUUGCUUUGUUUACUUGCGAAGUAAAUGAACCCAGUCUUCUCUGCUUUUCAUAAGGCACCCAUGCACUUGACCAUUCCUGUCACCUUUCUCUUAAAUGUUUCCAAAGCCAAUUCUUCAUUGAUACACAUAGCAAAAAAUAAGGUCUGAUUUCAACAAAUUGAAACAUUUAUUGGCUACUUUUCUUGUUUUUCACUCCUCCACUUCUCCAUCCUGUUCAGCUUCCCUCUCUCCCUGCAGCGGUCUUGCUGCAGCACUUAGGCUUGUCGUUCCGUCUGCCAAACUGUGCUUGUCUUCAGCCCCCCCUGCCAAGGAUUAUUGGAAAGUUUCAUGCCCACACCCAGCACAACUCAGUUUCAGCCUGACCCUUUCAUUUUGUGUCUUCGCCUCUUCACAACAGAAGCCUGCACGACAAAUCCCAGCGCAUUCCCUUUCCUUACCUGCACUCACUUCUGCCUCCUCUCUGUUUUCUUCCAGCCCAACAUCCUGGUCAGAGUCUUGGUCCCACAGCGGCCAGCCUUGUCGUUCCCCCCCUUGCAGCUCCUCCUGCAGAUCCUCUGCCUUUUUCCACCACCCCCUGUAGCAAAACAGCCUUUGUAGCUAUCUGAGGGGGCUCAUAUCUGCUGCCAUCUCUCCCGAGUCUCCUGCCCAUGUCUUGUCCUCAUCUGCCUUCCGUGUUGGCUCAGGGACCGUCCUUAACAUUCACACCUGCAAAUCAGAGUGCAAGGUGUCGCUUAACAAACAGUUAUUAGCGAUGAAAGCCCUGCCAUUAGCAUUGUUCAGAGCCUGCCCAGACCCUUUUUCUCUCCUUCUCUCCAAGCAGGUUUUGAUGGGUAAUCCAAUUACUGCAUGCAGAAAAUUUCCCCUUAAUUAGUGCGGAGGGCCAGUGUUUUCAGCUCUGUUACCCUUGUGCUGCUGCUGCUUCUACGAGCACUGCCAUGUGCCACUGGGCCCAGGGCUGUGUGCUCAAAGGUGUCUGCCCCGGCGCUGCCCAGAAGGCUUGAAUGUUGCUGUUAGACAUCAGAAUAAGCCAGGACAGUUUAUUUUUUUUCUUCUUUUUCAUUUUUUUUUCUUUUUUCUUUUUUUUGAGUUGAAAAAAGAAAGAAAAAGAAAAUGGUCACUUUCAGCAAGCUGGUUUCACAACUCAUUCAUCAAGCCCUCUAGCAAACUAUUUAUUUUAGCUCCGUUUUGUUCAAUCAAAAGCUAUAUGUUAAAAAGGGAGGGAGAAUUUGGAGAGGCUGGAAGCCAAGGGGAGGCUGCGGUGCCACCCGCCGUUAUCUGGGCUUUACAGUGAGGCCUCCAGCUCGGAUUCGGGGUUAGGAGCUGGUACUGUUCCUAAAGUGGCCCCCACCUUCAAAAUUAAAUUGUUUCUUUUGUCAAGUCCAAUAGGCGUUGAACACCACAGGCUUGGUUUCACUACAGAUACAAACGCCUCUGUAUGGUACUGUCCAUUGCUAAGAAAUAUAUGUCUGUGUGUAUACAUGUAAUGGUGCGCGUAAUUAUUGUCCUACUUAAAGAAAGGUGACAUUCCACUUCACAAUGUAACUCUCAAGUGCAGCUUUUAAAAGAAAUUGUGUCUUGAAAGAAAGCUGGGAAAGUUUAGAGGUAUGUGUUUAAUAAGCUUUAAUGAGCUUUAAUAAGCUUUGGGUUAGGACUUCAGCCUCCGAGAUGAAAAGCACCCAAGACGAUUUUCCCAUCACUUUCCCAGAUCAGACCUUGUAAGAGUUUAACCUGGGAGUCACGGACUGAGCACUGGCUGUUUCUGAAGGUAUUUGGAUGCUGGAGGUACUAAACGACUCCAUUCUCAAACACCAACCCCCAUUUUGUACAUGUGGUUUACUGGAAAUCGGAAGACCCCUGUUUGUCUUCCUCUGAGACCCCAACUGUUUUUGUCUCAGUGGAUGUAUUGCUUUUGAUUGGAGUCAUUAUUUCAGUGUUUUCCUUUUAAUUUGUGCUCACUCAGUUUAUGGGAUGAUUCCAGGAGAACAUCCUGGAAUCUUCCACCUACCCAGCCUCCAAGCUACCUUCCCAGCCUGUUACCUUCUUCUCUGUUUACCGGGCUGUGCUGGACCACUGUGAAACAAUUACACAAGCAAUAACGUGGGUGUUGCAUUUUCCUGUCAUUGCUUUUGUAAGAUGUAACACUGCAUUGACAUUGAAAAGUGGUAGGAGACCCAGAAACUGCAUUAUUGUUUACUAGCAAUAUAACCAACGUACAGUGCUUCUGCAGAGGACCUGUCCUCACUUCUCAAAACAGCUGGCUGUCCUGGGCCCAAUUUCAUUAACAAGGCUGGAUUAUAAACACUCUUGGAUCCCUUCACCAGCACUCCAUUAAUCUUGCUUCCAUCAGUUUUUGUGCUUUUGUUUAGUCUUAAGCUAGAGGAAAAUUUAAAGAAAUAUGCUAAGACACCCUUCAAGGGUGCAUAAAUAUCCCAUGUGCGUCACAAAAAUUAUGGCAAAAUGAAGGGAUUUACUCUCACGUUGAAUAAAAUUAAUAAGAACUUCUAA
This is a messenger RNA of Cygnus atratus (black swan), 12250 nucleotides long. It is a transcript of the gene SYNE3, whose product is annotated as spectrin repeat containing nuclear envelope family member 3. Lineage: Eukaryota; Metazoa; Chordata; Aves; Anseriformes; Anatidae. Gene Ontology annotation, molecular function: actin filament binding. Bases 594 to 3464 code for a protein of 956 amino acids. Gene Ontology annotation, biological process: nuclear migration. The transcript is spliced from 19 exons. Gene Ontology annotation, cellular component: meiotic nuclear membrane microtubule tethering complex; cytoplasm; nuclear outer membrane. The record is from RefSeq and is a predicted model, not a curated record.